Penicillium antarcticum is the source of this 1206-nucleotide messenger RNA. It is a transcript of the gene pex19, whose product is annotated as putative peroxisomal membrane protein receptor Pex19. The transcript is spliced from 3 exons. Bases 1 to 1206 code for a protein of 401 amino acids. The record is from RefSeq and is a predicted model, not a curated record. Lineage: Eukaryota; Fungi; Ascomycota; Eurotiomycetes; Eurotiales; Aspergillaceae. Gene Ontology annotation, cellular component: peroxisomal membrane; peroxisome. Gene Ontology annotation, biological process: protein import into peroxisome membrane.
AUGGAGAACGUGUCGCCAGCUGGGGACCUGUCUAAGGAUGUGGUAGAGCAGACAGGGACCACGCCUGUUGAUGUUAAGCCGCAGACGCAGACCGAGACACAGCCGGAGACCAAGGCCGAACCGCCGAAACCUGAAGUAGACGACGAUGAAGACUCGGAUUUUGACGAGUUAGAUGACGUCCUAGACGACUUCUCCAAACCAAAACCAGCUCCCGCACCUGCUCCCGCACCAACGGCAAACCCCGAUGCAUCAUCAACGGGCGUCGCACCGGCAGACUUCGACGAAGAUGCUUUCCUUAAACAACUAGAAGCAGACAUGGCUAAUAUGAUGGGCGGGGGCGGGGCACCAGCUGGAGCCGGAGCAGGAACAGGCAACCGGGCAGAUUUCCAAGCAACAGUCGACCAAGGCGCCGACGUGUUCGCAAAACAACUCGAAGAAAGUGGCAUCCCACCGGGUGAUUUCCUGAAGCAGUUGCUUGCGGAUGUUAUGGCUGAGGAAGGUGGUGGUGGUGGUGGUGCAUCAGCCGAGGGACUCGCCGCUGCGGCUGCAGCUGCUGGACUUGGCGGAUCUGGUACUGGAACUGGAACUAGCUCUGGGUCAGGCUCCGGUCAGACAAACAAAAACUCAACCGCCGCAGGCACUAAAUCAACAGACGGCCCGGCCGACUCCUUCAACGAUGCCAUCAAGCGAACAAUGGGCCGAAUGAAAGAAUCGGGCGAGAAAGCCACCGCAGCUGCAAGUAACGAGGACGACAUCUCGGAUGAUAUGCUAGCGCAACUACUCAAAGCGGUCGAAGCAGGCGCAGCGGGUGCAGGCGAUGAAGGCGAUUUGUCGAAGAUGUUCAUGGGGAUGAUGGAGCAGCUUUCUAAUAAGGAGAUGCUGUAUGAGCCUAUGAAGGAGCUUGAUGGGAAGUUUGGGCCUUGGCUUGCUAAGAGUAAAGCUGAGGGGAAGGUUUCUGAGGAGGAUAUGGGGAGGUAUGAGACUCAGGCUAAGGUUGUUAAGCAGAUUGUGGGGAAGUUUGAGGAAGCUAAUUAUUCGGAUGAGGAUCCGAAGUGUCGGGAGCAUAUUUGGGAGAGGAUGCAGGAGAUGCAAGCUGCUGGUAGUCCGCCUGAGGAACUUGUCUCUAAUCCUCUUAUGGAGGAUCUGGGUGGGCUUGGUGCUGGGGCUGCUGGGGCUCCCGGUAUGCCUGACUGCCCACAGCAGUGA